UGUUCCCGCGCAGUUAGUGCGCGCAGGCGUGCGCCCGCUUUGCGCACGUUUUGCGCUUAUACCGUGUUGUAACCCGGCCGUUGCCGGGAAUGGAGGCCUGCUGCGCGAUCACAGCUGCCGAGGACCUUGUGGGAGACCAGAUAGUCCCUGGCGGCGGCCGUUGGGGCGCUCCACACGGUCUGCUGGACACCUGGCUUCAGAUGCAGACUUCCGAGCUCGAAUCGCUUCUUUGCAAGCAAGAGGGCGCAUCAAUCGCGUCCGCCCACAUGGACCUUUUCGAUGGCGGGACUUCAUCACGCGAUGAUUCCUUCCUGCGGCCGGCCUUGUGGGAAGACAUUGCAUCUUCCAUCAGGAAUAUUGACCCUGAGAAUGCAAACAUGCUCGCGCCUUUGGGUGCAACACACGUCAAGCUGGAAACAGAUGAGGCUUUGCUUGAGGAAUGCGCUACUCCACUUCUUAGUCCGCUGGAAAUCAAAACGGAGAGGCUCCUUGCGCCGCCAACGUACGCGCAACCCCAGCCCGCGCAGCAUCAUCAGCAACCAGCGACACCAUUCUCAAAAUAUCCACCUUCGCGACUUGUCUAUAUGUCCCCGCUAACACCUCCCGGAUCUGACCAAGGCAGCCCUGGCAAUUCUAUGCAGUGUGGACCAAGACGAACGCCGCCUCCACCUUACCACCCGCCCCCUAUGCUUCGACCACCUUUGGGGCAUCAACAUCAAACUCAUGUCCAGCAUCAUCAACCGCCUAUGCAACAAAUGCAAAUGCCUCCACAACCACUGGGACCAUCCCCUCUGGGACACGGUCAAAUUCACCACUCAAGACUUGGGCCUCCGUCCCACUCUAUGAAGUAUAACAGACGAAACAAUCCCGAGUUGGAGAAGAGAAGAGUUCAUCACUGCGACUUCCUUGGAUGCACGAAAGUUUACACGAAGAGUUCGCAUCUAAAGGCUCAUCAAAGAAUACAUACAGGAGAGAAACCUUAUACUUGCCAAUGGCCGGAGUGCGAAUGGAGGUUCGCUCGUUCAGACGAAUUGACGCGUCACUACCGUAAGCACACGGGAGCCAAGCCGUUCAAAUGUACAGUUUGCGAGAGGUCCUUCGCCAGGUCUGACCACCUCGCACUUCACAUGAAGCGGCACUUGCCAAAAACCUCGAAAUGACACGCAAGAAGAGGCCCGGACCAGCCGCCGGCGCCUCAAAUCCCUCAGGAUGAUUGUAGUGGAAAUCUUUUUCUGGAAUCUGACUUAGACUCUAGCCUGCUGGACACGUUUUACAGCGUAUUGUGAUCUACACAAGGAUAUCCUGCAAAA
This is a messenger RNA of Pieris brassicae (large cabbage white), 1310 nucleotides long. RefSeq names its product dendritic arbor reduction protein 1-like. The record is from RefSeq and is a predicted model, not a curated record. Bases 90 to 1160 code for a protein of 356 amino acids. Gene Ontology annotation, molecular function: RNA polymerase II cis-regulatory region sequence-specific DNA binding; DNA-binding transcription factor activity, RNA polymerase II-specific. Gene Ontology annotation, biological process: regulation of transcription by RNA polymerase II. Lineage: Eukaryota; Metazoa; Arthropoda; Insecta; Lepidoptera; Pieridae. The transcript has 8 exons.